Molecule: messenger RNA, 1371 nt
Organism: Acytostelium subglobosum LB1
Lineage: Eukaryota; Evosea; Eumycetozoa; Acytosteliales; Acytosteliaceae
Exons: 4
Biological process (GO): signal transduction; peptidyl-serine phosphorylation
Cellular component (GO): cytoplasm; nucleus
Molecular function (GO): ATP binding; protein serine/threonine kinase activity
Source: RefSeq, a predicted model, not a curated record
AUGCAACAACAACAGGGAGUAGGCAUCACAACGAACAGCCUCAUCAAGGGAAGAUGGACGGUGAUUCGUAAGAUUGGACAGGGCGCAUUCGGAGAGAUCUACUCGGGCAAGAACAUCAUCAACAAUGAGAUGGUGGCCAUCAAGGUGGAGAAGAUCGACACGAAGAAGCAAGUGCUCAAGCUCGAGGUGGCCGUGCUCAAGAAGCUGCAGGCCUGUCCAUAUGUAUGUAGGUUCAUCACAUGUGGCAGACACAACGACUACAACUAUAUGGUGAUGGAGCUACUGGGCGACAACCUCUCAGAGUUGAGACGACGUCAAGGCGAUGGCAAGUUCUCAAUGACCACCACUCUAAAGUUGGGCAUCCAAAUGAUUCAAUCAUUGGAGGCUGUUCAUGAUCUUGGAUAUCUACAUAGAGAUGUAAAGCCUUCAAACUUCACUAUUGGAUUGGGUAACAACAAGAGACAUAUAACAUAUUUGAUCGACUUUGGAUUGGCAAGAAGAUAUGUAUUGUCCAGCGGAGAAGUCCGUCAAGCUAGAGAUCAGACAGGCUUCAGAGGAACAGCCCGUUAUGCAUCGAUAAACUCCCAUCUCUCAAAGGACUUGGGCAGACGCGAUGACCUCUGGUCGAUUCUGUACGUGCUGAUUGAGUUUGCGCUGGGUCAGCUGCCAUGGCGCAAGCUGAAGGACAAGGAUCAGAUCGGCGACAUGAAGAUCAAGUACAACACACAGGACCUCGUCAAGGACCUGCCCAGACAGUUCGAACUGUUUAUGCGCCAUCUCAAGACACUCUCCUACGAGGAGCGACCAAACUAUGCAAGUCUUCAGUCGCUGCUGACUGAGUGCUACCACGAGCAUGGAGGCACCGAUGCCACCCUCUUUGACUGGGAGGUUGCCGCUCAGAACAACAACUUUAUCAACUCUAGUCAUUCACAGCUACCAAGAGUUACUGUACCAUCACCUUCAACUGUGGAUGUUGAAGCAAGCAGGGACAAUGACUCAAAGCCCUACAGGGACUCACCUAUUGAGAAUGAGUUGUCGCCACAGGCACCUCAUCGUAAGGACUCGGCCAGUGCGUCUGUGAUUGCAGCAUCAUCGGACAAUGGCGAGAAGUCUGGCUCAUGGAACCAGAAGAGUAUCAAUAAGCGACCAGAGGAGUUGCUACCAACUGGCACGGACGAUACGAUGGCCAAUACACCUACCAAGAUCAAACCACUGUCUCCAACGGUCCAGCAGCCACAACAACUCCAACAACAACAACAACAAUCAAACUCUAAACUAGCCUUUAACAACACCAGCAACACCAACAACAACAACAACUACACGACGGCCAACAACCAUCCCAAGACCAAAGGCAGAUGUUGUACAAUCAUG